CCCAAGCCUGCCUGAGCCUGAGCCUGAACCAGUCCCAGUCCCAGACCGAACCGCAUGAACUGUCGGAAUUGACGUCGGAUUUUUGAAUUUUAGCGACGACGCGCGCAUUAUUCAAGACUUCACCCGUUUCCUUGUCCUUGUCCUGGAUUUUGUGACGGACUCCUGAACAGAUCUUGAUUCUUAAUCGUUGGUUCUGUUCUGCUGUUUUUGGCAUAUCCCUAUCUCGCUCGCUUCGACCGCCUGUCACAAAUUCGGCCUCCCAACCACCAUGGCUGCUCUCGGCGAGGAUCUGCUCACCACGGUCAACAAGCUGCAGGAUUUGGUGUUCAACACCAUCGGCAAUGACUCUUUAGAUCUCCCUCAGAUUGUUGUCGUCGGUUCCCAGUCCGCGGGCAAAUCUUCCGUCCUCGAAAACAUCGUCGGUCGAGACUUUUUACCGCGUGGAGCCGGUAUCUGCACUCGUCGUCCUUUGAUUCUCCAACUCAUCAACGUUACCGACGAUGAAAACGCUCCCGACCCUUCAGCCGAUCCUUAUCGAUCCCCUGGUGCUGCUCGCCGUUCUGAGUGGGCAGAGUUCCACCAUAUCCCCAACCGGAGAUUCAACGAUUUUGGCGACGUCAAGCGCGAGAUUGAGAAUGAGACAUCCCGGGUUGCCGGUAACAACAAGGGUAUUAACCGACAACCCAUCAACCUCAAGAUCUAUUCUCCCCACGUCCUCAACCUGACCCUAGUGGAUCUUCCCGGUCUAACUAAAGUCCCUAUUGGCGAUCAACCCACCGAUAUUGAGAAGCAGACCCGAAACCUCAUCUCCGAAUACAUCGCCAAGCCUAACAGUAUCGUCCUCGCGGUCUCCCCCGCCAACGUCGAUAUCGUCAACUCUGAGGCCCUCAAACUCGCCCGUCAUGUCGACCCUCUUGGCCGAAGGACCAUUGGUGUUCUGACCAAGGUCGAUCUUAUGGACCAUGGCACCAAUGCUCUGGAUAUUCUCUCUGGUCGGGUUUACCCUCUGAAGCUUGGCUUCAUCGGUGUGGUCAACCGAUCGCAGCAGGAUAUCCAAGGAAACAAGCCCAUGGAGGAUGCUCUUCAGGCCGAGACCGAUUUCUUCAAGCACCAUCCUGCCUACCGCAACAUUUCCACCCGAUGUGGCACCCACUACCUGGCCAAGACCCUUAACACCACUCUCAUGGGCCACAUUCGUGAGCGUUUGCCCGAUAUCAAGGCUCGGCUCAACACCCUCAUGGGCCAGACGCAGCAGGAGUUGGCCAGCUAUGGCGACAUGCAUUUCAGCGGAAAGGAGCACCGUGGCUCUCUCAUCCUUCAGCAAAUGACACGCUUCGCAAACUCCUUUAUCUCUUCCAUCGACGGUACCUCGACCGAGAUAUCCACCAAAGAGCUCUGUGGUGGUGCUCGUAUCUACUACAUCUUCAACUCUGUCUUUGGUAGCGCUCUUGACACGAUCGACCCCACCUCCAACCUGUCCGCCCUCGACAUCCGGACAGCGAUCCGAAACUCGACUGGUCCUCGACCUAGUCUUUUUGUCCCUGAGAUGGCUUUCGACCUUCUGGUUAAGCCUCAGAUCAAACUUCUCGAAAUUCCCAGCCACCGUUGUGUUGAGCUUGUGUAUGAGGAGCUGAUCAAGAUCUGCCACACCUGUGGCUCAACUGAGCUUUCACGAUAUCCCCGACUCCAGGCUAAGCUUAUCGAGACAGUGUCAGAUUUACUCCGCGAACGACUUGGCCCUGCUUCAUCAUAUGUCGAAUCACUCAUCUCUAUUCAGCGUGCCUACAUCAAUACUAACCACCCUAACUUCCUUGGCGCUGCCGCCGCCAUGAGCAACGUAGUUAGUGCUAAGCAGGAACGAGAACGGAAAAGGCUGAUCCAAGAGGAGCGUGAGCGUCGGGAGAAGAGGCGCCUCCAGGAGCUUGAGGUCGAGGGCGAUGGUCCAGAGGGCGAGGAUGGUGUCAAUGGACCCUCCGAGAAGCUCGAGAAGACCAAGUCAGGAAGAACCAGGGCCACAAAGCAGCCUCACCGCAGCAUAUCCCCUGCUGCCUCAGUUCGUGAGAACGGAACCUCAAGCCUUGCUGCCCAUAUGAAUGCAACACACCUUAAUGGUCUUCGAUCGAACUCACCUGCUCGACUCAACCAACAGGGACUCGGCGGCGCUCGGGAUUCUUUCCUCAACUACUUCUUUGGCAAGGAUGGCCAGACCAUUGGUGGUCCCCUCCCUAGCCCUGGCGCGAUCCCCAAUGGACGACAUAUCAGCCAGAACUCGGAAACCAGUUUCCCCAUUAUACGCCGCGAGAGGGAAUUUGGCCGGCCAUCUACAGCCACCACAGUGGCCCCCGAGGACGACAUGUUCGAUAGGACAGGGAAGAACUACGGCUUGGCCUCCCAAAUGGGUGAAUCCGCGGAGCCGGCCAUGACGGAGCGCGAGGCUAUGGAGACAGAACUCAUCCGAGCCCUUAUCUCAUCUUACUUCAAUAUUGUUCGCGAAUCCAUUGCCGAUCAGGUCCCCAAGGCUGUCAUGCAUCUUCUCGUCAAUCACUGCAAGGAUGUCGUCCAGAACCGUCUUGUCAGCGAACUCUACAAGGAGUCUCUAUUUGAAGAGCUACUCUACGAGGACGACGGUGUCAAGAAGGAGCGUGAGAAGUGCGAGCGCCUACUCCAGACCUACCGAGAGGCUGCCAAGAUUAUUGGCGAGGUGCUGUAAAGCAAGCAAUGAUUAUCUCUUGGUUUAUGGUACAAGUCACAUCACUAUGUGACCGUGUCGAGUUAAACCCGACAAUAAUGAAGAAAAAGAAGACCAAUCGACAACAGUCACUCAUACAUGAAUGGAUGGAUAGACUUAACGGCGAAACAUAACUUGGAGAGACCGGACAAUGUCGAUCGUUUUGGGCUAGGGUCUCGGGCUCUUGAAUCGCUUUUGACUGCUUGCUAAAUAGGCAGAAGAAGGGGAGAGGGAGAAGGAAGAUUAAGAGAGAAGAAAGAAAAGAGCGUUGUACUUUUAUUCUUCUUAUUUUCGUCAUCUUUCUCUUAUCUUGUACAUCACCAACCGGCAUUGGAAUUGCGGUCACACCCAGCUUUGUUUCUGAUGAUGGAUGGCUCUCACGAGAAGAGGGAACACAAGAGGAGGGCUUGUACGUAUGUAUUGAUGGAUGU
Molecule: messenger RNA, 3159 nt
Organism: Fusarium graminearum PH-1
Lineage: Eukaryota; Fungi; Ascomycota; Sordariomycetes; Hypocreales; Nectriaceae
Product: dynamin-1
Exons: 4
Coding region: 269-2710 (813 amino acids)
Biological process (GO): peroxisome fission; mitochondrial fission
Cellular component (GO): cytoplasm; peroxisome; microtubule
Molecular function (GO): GTPase activity; GTP binding; microtubule binding
Source: RefSeq, a predicted model, not a curated record